AGCACAGUACUCUCUCUAUCCACAGCUCAUCUCAUUGUGGUGUGAUAGCGUGAGAUCUGGAAGAAUGACGGCUGCUCUGCUUAGUGUUCUCACGGCUCUGCUCUGUGUGCUUUCAGCCACAGCACAGCCUCAGCCACAGAAAGACUUCAACUUGGAGAAGUUUUCAGGGAAGUGGUACCUGACUGGAAUGGGCUCCAAUGCACAAUGGUUCAUGAAUAAGAAGUCAUGGAUGAAGAUGGUCACUACAGUGUUCACCCCGACUGCUGAGGGCAAUCUGGACGUUGUGAUCACCAGCGACAAGGAGGGUGACUGCUGGCAAAUGCGCCACCUCUUUGUCAAGACUGAGACUCCAGGCCGCUUCACUUUCUACAGCAAAGCCUGGGCCAGUGAUAAUGAUGUACGAAUGGUGGAGACCAAUUAUGAUGAAUUUGCCCUUGUUCACACCAUCAACAUCAAAGAGGGCAACGUGAAUAUUAUCACCAAGCUGUAUGGUCGCUCUCAGGAGCUGCGUCCUGAGUUGAUUCAAAAGUUCCAGCAGCACUCUCUGGCGCAGGGACUCACCCCAGAUAACGUGUUGAUUCUGCCCAAGACCGUGGAAUGCACUCCAAAUGCUGCUUAGGUUUCCCAAGAUCUGUCUCCAUGCGAUUCCAGCUGUAUGAAGCACAAGACCGCCUCCCACAAACCCAGCUGUUUUCCUUAGACAAAACUGCCUUAGACAAAACUAACUGUCUUCAUUUCUUAAUCACCUGUUUAAACUCUCCUCUAAACAUGUGCUUCAAUAAAAAUGCAAUGAAUUUCCUGGUGGACACAUUGAUCCCAUAAAGGAAUAGGAGAAACAGAAUGCAAACAGUAACAUGUCAGGCUUAACAAGAGAUCAAAGGCUGUAUUUGUAAAGCUGACAAGAUGAGCUAGAAGUAUUUGUGAUUAUAUUGUUCCAGCGCAAAGCAGACUCUUUUAAAACUUACUGAAGGUAAACAGCAGUUUGAUUGGUGGUAAUGGGAUUUAAUAAUAGUUGCAUUGACUUGAUUAAACAUUGUUUAAAACGCA
Polyodon spathula (Mississippi paddlefish) is the source of this 1047-nucleotide messenger RNA. RefSeq names its product lipocalin-like. Bases 65 to 619 code for a protein of 184 amino acids. Gene Ontology annotation, molecular function: small molecule binding. Lineage: Eukaryota; Metazoa; Chordata; Actinopteri; Acipenseriformes; Polyodontidae. The transcript is spliced from 7 exons. The record is from RefSeq and is a predicted model, not a curated record.